Molecule: messenger RNA, 501 nt
Organism: Paramecium octaurelia
Lineage: Eukaryota; Ciliophora; Oligohymenophorea; Peniculida; Parameciidae
Source: the annotation of a GenBank genome assembly
CUUUUAUUUAAUAAUAAACAAAUGGUUGUCAAAUCACUUGCUCAUAAGAGAAUUGUGCAUAAGAGAACAAAGAGAUUUGUUAGAUUUGAAUCAGAGGACUACCCUCAUAAAUUAAGACCAAGUUGGAGAAGACCAAGAGGUAUUGAUAAUAGAGUCAGAAGAAGAUUUAGAGGAAAUAGACCUAUGCCUAAAGCAGGUUAUAGAGGUGAUAAGAAGACAAGGUAUUAAACAAUAUGCUUAUUAUAGAUAUUUGGAUUAAACAGGUUUUAGAAAAUUGCUCAUCACCAAUGAAAAAGAUCUUGAACUAUUACUAACAAAUAAUAGAACAUUUGCAGGUGAAUUAGCUCACAACCUUUCUGCCAGAAAAAGAGCAACUCUUGUUAGAAGAGCAGCUGAACUUAAUGUUAGAUUAACAAAUGGAAAAGGUAAAAUUAGAGCAGAAGAAAAAAAAGAAUGAUCAAUUUAAUUGGUUAAACAACUAAAUCCAUCUAUAUAUCUGCA